AUGAUUUUUCCCAAUAAUUCUCAUCUCUUUCCACACACUUUCUUCUUGGCUGGCAUCCCAGGGCUGGCUGCGGCUCACAUUUGGAUCUCACUCCCUUUUUGCUUCAUGUUCUUGCUGGCAGUGCUGGGGAAUGGGAUCCUCCUUCUUCUCAUUCGGACAGAGCGGAGUCUACACCAACCCAUGUUUUUCUUUCUCGCCAUGCUCUCCUUUGUCGACCUGGUUCUUUCCCUCUCUACUCUGCCUAAGAUGCUGGCCAUUUUCUGGUUUGGGGCUACAGCCAUCAGUUCCCACUCUUGCCUUUCACAGAUGUUCUUCAUCCACGCAUUCUCUGCCAUGGAAUCAGGGGUGUUGGUGGCCAUGGCUCUGGAUCGCUUUGUGGCCAUUUGUAAUCCUUUGCGCUAUGCAAUCAUCCUCACCCCAGUGGUUGUCACCAAGAUCGGCGGCCUGGUGAUGCUGCGGGGUGUGGGGUUGACCAUCUCCUUUCCAAGUCUGGCCCAUCGGCUCUCUUAUUGUGGUUCACACACUAUUGCCUACACCUACUGCGAGCAUAUGGCUGUGGUGAAGCUGGCCUGCGGUGCCACCACCGUGGACAACCUCUACGCCUUUGCUGUGGCAAUAUUUCUUGGCGUGGGGGACGUGGCUUUUAUUGCUUACUCCUAUGGGCAGAUUGUGAGAACGGUGAUGCGUUUUCCUUCACCAGAAGCACGUGCCAAAGCAGGAAGCACGUGCACAGCCCAUGUGUGUGUCAUUCUCUUCUUUUAUGGACCUGGCUUUCUCUCUGUGGUCAUGCAGCGGUUUGGGCCACCUGCAGCCUCUGCUGCCAAAGUCAUCCUGGCCAAUCUUUACUUGCUCUUUCCACCUGCCCUGGACCCUAUUGUCUAUGGAGUCAAGACCAAGCAGAUACGGGAGCGGCUUUUCACUAUUCUAAGCUUCAAUCGAAUUGACUCCACUUGA
This is a messenger RNA of Elephantulus edwardii (Cape elephant shrew), 954 nucleotides long. RefSeq names its product olfactory receptor 52K1-like. The record is from RefSeq and is a predicted model, not a curated record. Bases 1 to 954 code for a protein of 317 amino acids. Gene Ontology annotation, biological process: G protein-coupled receptor signaling pathway. Gene Ontology annotation, cellular component: membrane. Gene Ontology annotation, molecular function: G protein-coupled receptor activity; olfactory receptor activity. Lineage: Eukaryota; Metazoa; Chordata; Mammalia; Macroscelidea; Macroscelididae. The transcript has a single exon.